AUGACCUCCGUCGCAACAGACCUUCCAUACGCCGCCGAGGCCGAGUCCUCGCUGAACUACGAUGAGCUCGAGGUCCUCCGUAACCAGUACUACAAGGAGAUUGAGAGCGGACAUGUGACGACCCAGUCCAAGUUCAACUACGGAUGGGGCCUCGUCAAGUCGAGCACUGCUGAGCUUCAGACCGAGGGCGUAAAGCUUUUGCAGGAAAUCUACUCGGCUUCACCUAGCCACAGGCGCGAGUGCUCGUAUUACAUUGCCGUCGGGUACUACAAGCUGCGUAACUAUACCUAUGCGCGCAAGUUUAACGACCUCCUCCUCGCCGUCGAGCCCGAGAACAUGCAAGCCCAGAGCUUGCGGCAGGUUAUUGACCGCGCCGUCAGCCGCGACGGGUACAUUGGCAUGGGUAUCCUGGCAGGUGCGGCAGCCGUGACGGGUCUGGUGGCGACGGCACUGAUCAAGCGCUCGCGGAGGUAG
Messenger RNA from Cutaneotrichosporon cavernicola, 474 nucleotides. RefSeq lists its product as uncharacterized. The record is from RefSeq and is a predicted model, not a curated record. The transcript is spliced from 6 exons. Gene Ontology annotation, cellular component: peroxisomal membrane; mitochondrial outer membrane. Gene Ontology annotation, molecular function: protein binding. Gene Ontology annotation, biological process: peroxisome fission; mitochondrial fission; autophagy of mitochondrion. NCBI's taxonomy places the organism in Eukaryota, Fungi, Basidiomycota, Tremellomycetes, Trichosporonales, Trichosporonaceae. The coding region runs from base 1 to 474 and encodes 157 amino acids.